Molecule: messenger RNA, 1044 nt
Organism: Podospora anserina S mat+
Lineage: Eukaryota; Fungi; Ascomycota; Sordariomycetes; Sordariales; Podosporaceae
Exons: 1
Coding region: 1-1044 (347 amino acids)
Source: RefSeq, a predicted model, not a curated record
AUGGCCAUUGGUGCUCUUGCCUGCUCGCUUUUUCCAAACAUUGUUCCAGCAGGGCCCUCAGGAGGGGACGGCAACGAUUAUCACUACAACGCGGCCCUCACGCACUACGGACAAGCAAUCCGACUGAUCCGACUUCAACAGGAGCCAAACUCUGCUUCUACUCUACGUGUGGCAGUUGUUGCUUGCAUUCUCUUUGCGUGCUUCGAGAUUCUGCAUGGGAGCCACGGAGCUGCCGUCAAUCAUAUCAGUUUUGGCAGUCUCAUGCUCUCAGGGCAAGCAAGCGUGGGCCAGCUCGAACUAGAAGACGAGAUUCUGCAAGCAUUUGAGAGGAUGGAAUGGUCUGCUUGGUCUAUCGGCCUCAUGACUGGCUCAGUUCAAGUACCCAUCGAAAUCAACAGCAGGCUUUCACUAGACGACAUGCCCACCAAGUUCUCCGGGCUCGGGGAGGCCAGAAGAUGGUGGGACGCGAUCCAGCACUGGACAUUGUACUUCAGCCAAGCCAUGGCUGGGCCAACAUACGCGGAUGGAGACUUUCUGCCCGGGAUCAAGACCAUGCAAUCACAGUGUCUUGGAAUGUUAGAACGGUGGAAUGACAUGUUUUGGCCGCUUUACAAUCCGGCAAGCUCUCCUCGAAAGGGGUCAUCCUAUCUUCAGGCGACGUCUCUGCUUCUCCAGUCUAUCGUGCUUCACGCCUACAUCAACACUUGUGGCUUUCAAGACCACUACGGCACUGAACAGAUCACAUCGCAGUUCAAAGAAAUGGUGCGCCUCUCUGGAGUCCUCUUGGCCAACCAACCAGUCUCCAAAGGAUGUAGCGAAAUAUUCACCUUGGACAGCGGGCCGACUUGCGCUCUCUACAUUGCGGCAACCAAAUGCUUGGAUCCCACCGUCCGAGCAGACGCCACCGCCUUGCUCACACAAUACCCACGACGAGACGGCUUCUGGGACAGUCGAGCAGCUCUCGGGAUCCUCGGCCAGGACCUUUCAUCAAGCGGUGAAUAUGGCGGUGCUAUUGAUCCAGCACUUCAGUACCUCGACCAAUGA